This is a messenger RNA of Penicillium waksmanii, 207 nucleotides long. RefSeq lists its product as uncharacterized. Bases 1 to 207 code for a protein of 68 amino acids. The record is from RefSeq and is a predicted model, not a curated record. The transcript is spliced from 2 exons. NCBI's taxonomy places the organism in Eukaryota, Fungi, Ascomycota, Eurotiomycetes, Eurotiales, Aspergillaceae.
AUGUGCGAAGCUGGUAAUACUGUCAUCACAGGCUACUCAACUACCACUGAUUAUGCUCGAUCCCUCUGCUCUGAUGUUGUUGUUGCUGUUGAUUGGGUGAUUAGUAAUUGCGCUCUCUGUCCUGGCGAUGAUUGUUUGGUUGGAGGUGUUGCAGCGACAUACGACAAUGGAGACUUGCCCAUUAUGGUUCAGGGUACGAAUGUCUAG